UAUAGUAACCUUCACUGCAUGGGUGGCUGUAGAGAAAACGUUCUUGAGAUAAGUCUUAGAGAAGAUAAAAAUGAAUCGGAGUCCGAGGGAAAACGAAGAGAUUUGGCUGAUUCAGAUAUCACCUCAGAGGAUGCAAGAACGAGGUUGUCACCCAAUAAUAACAAUGUCAGCGUGGAGGAUGAAACCAUUUCCUCCAGUCCAGAAAAUGGGAAACUGGAAGUUAGACCAGCCAUGGAAUUUGUAUGUCACUCUUUACAAGGAAAGAAAAGCUUUUACAAGGACAAGGAAGAAAUCAAGCAAAAGGAAAGUUAUCACAGUUCUGAUCACACACAGAACAGUGAACAGAGUCCAAAGUUGACAAAUCCUUAUCCCCGGGACAAAAGAAACCUAAAAUCUCUUGUUGUUGACUUAAAUGUAUUUAAAAAACUGGACCUCUUUGCUACAAAGGUGACUGCUGUGACAUUGGAGCAGUUGGUAAAAGAACUUACAUGUGGUGCUAACACAGACUUAGAGAAGAUAAGAGCUAUCUGGAUAUGGAUAUGUCAUCAUAUAGAGUAUGACACAGCGGGGUUAAAGAAUAAAGAUCUGGUAUCCUCGGCCCCAGAAGAUGUCUUUCGGACCAAGAAAGGUGUAUGUACAGGGUACAGCUCGCUCUUUGAGCAUAUGUGCAGACUUGUUGGUGUUCCAUGCCAAUCAGUUAGCGGCUACAGCAAGGGAACAUCCUUCAAGACUGGACAGGAAGUAUCUGGGGACCUGGACCACACUUGGAACAUGGUAUCUUUAGAAGGACAUUGGCACUUGUUGGAUUGCACAUGGGGAGCUGGUUAUGUUGAUGAGAACAUAAGCAAGUUCAUUUUCCAGUACAAUGAGUUCUAUUUCCUUACUCAUCCUUCUCUUUUUAUUGGUGAUCACUACCCUGAGAAAACAGAUUUUCAAUUACUGGAGCCAAAGCUGUCCCAGAAGCAGUUUGAGCAAAGUGUUCACCGCAGGAGCCACUUCUACAGCUUAGGCUUGAUUUCCUCUCAGCCAGAAACAGCCAUUAUUGAAACAGAACAAGGGAAAGCGUCUGUCACUAUAGAAAGCCAGAACAACCUGUUAUUCCUCUUCAGCCUACAAGAAACAGAAGAUCCUGGUCUUCUAAGAGUCAUGGAUCACGAAGCCAAAUUUGAUAUUUACCCACAAAAGACUGGACAGCAGAUUUUACACAUUUAUGCAAAGAAACAAGAUACAAAAGAGGCUUACCAGAUGGUCCUGGAUUACAGAAUAGAUUGCAAAGAUGUUUACAACAAGAUAAAGAUCCCUAAAUGUCUCAGUAACCCUGUUGGUCCUAGUUGGUUGUCACAGAAAAUAGGGCUUUGUUCCCCUUCCCACAAAGAUCCAGUAAUCUAUGCAAAUAAUGGAUGCUGUACUAUUAGAUUUUCUAUGGAAAAGACACUAAAACUCACUGCCAGUCUCAAAUCAGAUGAAGGGAAAAACAUUUUUCAUCACAUCAUACAAACUGUACAGAACCAUAAAGUGGAGUUUAGCAUUCAUCUCCCACAAUCUGGUCAUUAUGUUCUCCAAAUAUUUGAUUCUGUUGUGGGGUAUGUCUGCAACUAUCUCAUAAUAUGUUUAAACCCCAAGGUCAAAUGUCUACCAUUCCCAGCUUUACUAAGCAACCCAGUUGGCCCAAAUCCAGACACAGAAAAGGCCGGUCUUCUUCAACCUUCUCACAUGGAGCCAAUUAUUCGUACAGAAGAUGGAUGUUGUACUAUCAGUUUCAAACUCAACAAAUAUCUAAAACUAAGCAGCAGCUUGAAGUCUGACAAAAUGCAGACUAUCCUUCACCAUGUAAUACAAAGGGCAGAAAAGCAUAAAGUUGAAUUUAAUAUCCGUCUUCCCCAUUUUGGUUCUUAUGUUUUCCAGAUAUUUGACGGUAAUAAUGAAUAUAUCUGCAAUUAUCUACUGCAUUGCUCAAAUCCUUCAGUCAAAUGGCCACCCUUUCCAAGUUUACUCCAUAGUCCAGUUGGUCCCAGCCCAGAGACAGAAAUGGUUGGACUGUUUCAGCCAUCACAUCCAGACCCAAUUGUCCACACAGAAGAUGGAUGUUUUACCCUAAGUUUUUACUAA
Molecule: messenger RNA, 2109 nt
Organism: Bufo gargarizans (Asiatic toad)
Lineage: Eukaryota; Metazoa; Chordata; Amphibia; Anura; Bufonidae
Product: kyphoscoliosis peptidase-like
Exons: 12
Coding region: 19-2109 (696 amino acids)
Source: RefSeq, a predicted model, not a curated record